Molecule: messenger RNA, 678 nt
Organism: Anisakis simplex (herring worm)
Lineage: Eukaryota; Metazoa; Nematoda; Chromadorea; Rhabditida; Anisakidae
Source: the annotation of a GenBank genome assembly
GGCACCAAAGGAACAACUGGUACCAAGGGAACCACUGGAACCAAGGGAACAACCGGAACUAAAGGAACGACUGGAACUAAAGGAACAACCGGAACUAAAGGUACCACUGGAACCAAGGGAACAACAGGUACCAAAGGUACAACGGGAACCAAAGGUACAACUGGAACCAAAGGUACAACACGAAAGGGUUGUGACGAAAUGGAAUACAUCAAUACUCUGAUCGCCACAAACUCUGUUCGUACAACACCCAAGGAUAUUCCAAAUAAGGAUGAUCUGAUCAAGAAGGGUGUUGACUUCACUGACAAGAACCCAACCUUUGUGAUUGAUAUCCCGAAGGGUGGCGCUAUCGUACGUGACGUCAAGGUUCCAUCGGACAACAUCGCCCAAAUCGAAGUUAUAUUCAAACCCGAAUCUGGUGACAAGGUUGUCAAAGUGACUGGUGCUCCAACAUCGCUCCCGAAAGAUAACUUCCCAACAGACAAAGUCAGCGAGAUCAUCAUCAAAGUGAUCAAGACAACUGAUGGUCAAGCACCGAAAGAUGUCACGCUGUCAAUCAUUGCCUGUGCUGAGGGUGUCACCACUGGUACAACAGCACGACCAGGUACAACAACACCUGGCUCGAACUACACAAAGGGAACCACUGGCACCAAAGGAACCACUGGCACCAAAGGAACAACU